CUUCGUUCUCUUCAUCCAUCGCUCUCAUCCGAGACUACACAAUAGGAAAGACGCUCCACUUUCAUUCGACAUCGUUGAUCUGAUCGAAGAGGAUGUCUAGCAAUAUAGUUCAACCAUUACAACAACCAAGUGGUGAAGAAAGUGAAAAACAAAGUAAGGCUUAUUGGGAUGAUAUUACAAUGGAUGCUUUUAUCAAAGUUUGUGUGAUUGAGACUUCGACUGGAAAUAGACCAAAUAGUCAUUUUAGCAAGUUGGGAUGGAAAAAUGUGAUAAAAGCCUUCAACAGUUUGAUUGGAAGAAACUAUCAAUAUAGGCAACUUAAGAAUAAAUGGAGUUCUCUUAAAAAGGAUUGACAACUUUGGAAUACCUUGAUUGGGAAAGACACUGACCUUGGGUGGGAUCCUAUGAGACAAACCAUCAAUGCAAGCAAUGAAUGGUGGGAUAAGAAAUUGAAGGUCGUUUUGAAGAAUAGAUGGAGAAUGCUACGAGAAAUGCAUAGUUUUCCUCUUGAAAAACAAGUAAAGACUGUUAUUGCUUCAGUGGCUCUUCACAACUUUAUAAGGAUUAAUGCUAGAAUGAAUAUGGAAUUUAAAUCUUAUGAUGAUGAUCAAGGGUUGCUUCCACUUAAUGAAGAAGAGAAUAGAAUGGAUUCACUUGUUGAGGAAGAUGGUUCACAUCAUACAAGAGAAAUGGAAGAAGAAUGUGAUCGAACUGCAAAUCUUCUUAUAUCUCAUUGAUGUUUGAUUAUGACUCUAAUAUGAGAUGUCUAAGGCCCAAGUAUUCCUCCAAUGCCUCCUGCUCCUCCUAUGUGCAGAGCUCUUCCAUUUCACACUUGCUGAUGUUGGUGUGGCAGCCCAAUACAGACCCCCAUAUCUGCCCACAGCCUGUCUGCUCAGGAGAUACUGGCACAGCAGGCCAAUAUGCUCCCCCAUAUCUGCCAACUGCCUGCUACGGCAACGAUAUGUCUAAAUUCCCAUCAAGCAACUUAUUUGCGUCAGCCGGAGAUGGGAUAUGGGACAAUGGGGCAGCGUGCGGCAGGCAGUACUUUGUCAGGUGCUUGAGUGCACAAACUCCAGGGACAUGCAAAGCUGGUCAGAUCAUAAAAGUGAAGAUAGUUGAUAGAGCCUCUAGGAAUGGAGUGAUCCUUGUUCUUUCUACUAUUGCAUUUGGGGCUAUUGCUAAUCCUUCUGCUGCUUCGGUUAACAUAGAGUUUACCGAGGCUUGAAGGUAUCAAUGCGGAUCUAAGUCUGAGGGAGGUUUCUUUCUGCUAGUGAGGUUUCCAUUCUAUGUUUUUCUUGUCCACUGCAAACCCUAAGCAAAAGCGACUUUCGAAUUUUGAUAAAGUAAGUGGAGUUCUUUUGAGUUUUUGAGAGUUGAGGAAUAUCCAGAGGUUAAGCCUUUCCGAUGAGCGGUAAAUGCCAGAACUUUCAUGAUUGUCGUUCAUGCCUUUGUCUGAUGAAGAUCCAGGCCAAUGACUAGCCCUAAAGCACCUAAAUGCCAACCCACCAGAUUCAGUGGUUUUUUUAGGCCUAUACGGCCGGAUAGAAAGGUACUUUCUCUCUCUUUUUGGCCUAUACAUUUUGCUGGGUUGUUAGUUUUAAUGCUUCUUGUGCUAGAUGAAUUCAUUCUCUGCAUAAAAUGGUUACAUGUGAAUGGUUACAUACACGCACACACGCUCUCGAGGUUUUAUGACACCAUAUCAUAAUGUAUGCAAUUAGUUGAGUAAUUUUCGUAGUGAUGGUAAAGCUGGAGGAAAAGAGGAGAUAUUCAACCAAUGUCAUGCAAGAUUAAGAAAUGCCAUUGAACGUGCUUUUGGUGUUUUUAAGUCGUGUUUCCCAAUAUUGAAGAGAAUGACACCUUAUUUGUUUAUUACUCAAAACAAAAAUUGUCAUGACAUUCGACAAAUCUCAUUUGCGGAUAGAUUAUUUUUUGAAUAUGACAAUGAAGUGGAGUUGAAAAGUGACAAUGCAAA
Messenger RNA from Vitis riparia (riverbank grape), 1972 nucleotides. Its product is annotated as EG45-like domain containing protein. The record is from RefSeq and is a predicted model, not a curated record. NCBI's taxonomy places the organism in Eukaryota, Viridiplantae, Streptophyta, Magnoliopsida, Vitales, Vitaceae. The transcript has 8 exons. The coding region runs from base 737 to 1225 and encodes 162 amino acids.